Molecule: messenger RNA, 1294 nt
Organism: Paramecium sonneborni
Lineage: Eukaryota; Ciliophora; Oligohymenophorea; Peniculida; Parameciidae
Source: the annotation of a GenBank genome assembly
AAUAUUUAUAUUUAUGUAAACUCUUCUCAAAAGUUAUUCAUAAUUGUGGGUAAAUCAAAUGAAAUAUGGAUUCAGGCAGUACUAUACUUAUUUUUAAUGUAUUAGUGUAUCAAUAUGCAGCAAAACAAACAGUAGACAUAAAUAUUAUGCUACAAAACCUUAAUAAUUUUACAGGUUUUAUGAAAUGAGAAAAAAAUUUGAUUUCAAGAAUGAUGAUUUGACUUUCCCAAUAAAUAUUCCAUUAAAAUAGAGGUACUUAUAAGGAUGAUAAAAUAAAGAUAUGCAUAUCGUCCAUAAAGACAAUUUAAGAAAGCCACUCCAUAAAAUGAUUAUCUUAAUACAGAAAUUAUGAGUGGCAAUGAAAUUCUUUUAUAUUUAGAAUAAUUGGACAAUCUUAGAAUUAAUGAGAUUUUGAAUAGUCUUGAGAGAUUGCAUAAAUUUAAUAAAGGAUGUAUGAAUAUAUAAAAUAUUAGAAUUUAAUCUUAUUGAACAUCCUUGGGUUAAAGCUGCUUUAGAUAAGGCAUUUGUUGAACAUCAUCAUGUUACUAAAACUCAGUUUAUAUAAUUACUAAAUAUAUAUAGUAAUUAUGGUAUUGAAACACAAGAAGUUUGGGGAAAGUUUGAAGAAAGAAUGCUUAGGUAAUUACAAUUAAAUAUUGAUUAAAUAGAAUCUUGCCAAACAUUCCUGCAAAAUUAUUUGGUGAAUGUGUUAGAUUAUUUAUGGAAAAAUCAGAAAGAUCAUCUGAUGAAUUUAAAAAAUAAAUGAGUCUAGUUAUUCCAGUUCAUUUACAUAAAAUGUCUCCAUAAGCAAUUGCAAAAGCAUUUGAAAUGGUUUACAAAUAUAAUUUAAUGACUGAUUACUUAUUCUUUGAUCAUUUACACUUUAUCUUAAGAAAAAGAUUUAAAUGGUUUAUAAUGGAAAGAGCUUGUCCACUUAUGUUGAGACUCUUAAGAGAAGCUAAUUUUGAAGUAAUUAAAUUUUCUUCAUUUAUAGACAUGUGAAUUUUUGUGGCCUGAGGUUUAUAAGUAACUUGAUGCUGAAUUAGAUAGAAUUCCAAAAGAUUAAUGUGCACCUAUUAGAGAUGAAUUAGUCAAAAUUGGUGAGGCUUUUCCUAGUCAUUCACAAUAUAAUAAUAUUAUUAUAGCCAAAAAAAUAGGUGCUAGGGCUACUUGGGAAGCUACUCUUGGAGGAUAAGCCAGAAGAUUAAGCUUAGUAGAAAUUGUGAAAAAUGAUAUCCUUUAUUUUAAAGAAAAGCAAAAAAUAUUUAGAAGUUAAACUUAACAGAGUCCUUGA